AUGAGGAGAUCAGAGGCUGGCGUUCUCAUCUUGGUGGGGAAGAACCCCGCGGUGGUGGCAACACCUGGGACGAGAUUGAAGCAUGCGAAGAAACCUUUAGACUGGAAGCCUCAAGAGGAGAAAGGAUUGGUCAUCACGGACGACUACUGGGACAUUUUUCAAUUUGGCCCAGAAGAACUACAGAAGAUGGACGAGAUGGUGGAGGAAAAAAACAAGGCUGAAAGCGUGCCGGCCUUGGUGGAACUUCAGCCAGAUGAGGAGAAUGACUACAACAACAUCAUGACGAAGAUGGUGAUCGCAUGGAUGCUGCUACAUCUAGCAGCAUGCGGUCCACAGCACUACGAGGCGCACGUGAUAGAUGUGAAGGACGCUUUCUUGAUGGUGCCACAGCCGGAGGAGGAAAGGGCGUCAGUGACACACAAAGGAAAGCUGGUCAGAUGUCUCCCGGCCAGCGAACAGCUGCAAACAGGUGGUAUGUCCAUUUUAGGGACGCAGCUCAAGAGCGAGCAUCAAUCGUGGCCGCAUUUUCAUGGUCAACAUGGUUGA
Molecule: messenger RNA, 546 nt
Organism: Effrenium voratum
Lineage: Eukaryota; Dinophyceae; Suessiales; Symbiodiniaceae
Source: the annotation of a GenBank genome assembly